Messenger RNA from Ruditapes philippinarum (Manila clam), 5464 nucleotides. RefSeq lists its product as uncharacterized. The transcript has 6 exons. The record is from RefSeq and is a predicted model, not a curated record. NCBI's taxonomy places the organism in Eukaryota, Metazoa, Mollusca, Bivalvia, Venerida, Veneridae. Bases 82 to 1167 code for a protein of 361 amino acids.
CCCAGUGGAUUUAUUAAAGACUGAUAUUCCAUAUAUUUGGAUUAUACAUACUGGUUCCCUCUACACGCUGUUGCAAGGAACAUGGCAGAAGCAGGGUCUAUGAGGUUUGGAAAUAGUUUACAGCCUAGCACAUCAGAUAUACAUGUAGAUGAAGAGCUUGUGAAAACUGUUCAAAAGCAAUUUUCUGGAAAUAUACUGAGAACAAAAGAAGAGGGAAAGACAUUGAAAGAUGACGUCUUACUGGAGAUAGAGAAAGCAGACAAUCUUGACAAGUCGGAAGAAUUCUCUGAAUCAGACAAUGAGCUAUGUGGCGACAUUCUUCAAAUCAGAGAUGACUUCGAUUUGAUUGAGACAAUUAAUAAUGACAUGGUAACAUUCAAUGAGACUGAAAAUAAACUUCCAAGGUUAAAGACACCAGAAGGCAUUGAACUCACCCCUAUUCCAGUGUCAAAGACUCUUGAAGAAUUCAUUGGCGAGUCAGAUGUUGGUGUUAUAUGGAAAGAAAACUUACAAUCGGAUAAUGGUUCAAACCAAAAACCUUAUAUUCCUACUGAUGAUAUUGCCUUUCCCGACAAAAAAGCUGAAAACAAAAACAACUGUUUAACAGAAGUGGAGGGCCAAAUCAAUGAAGAAGAAAGAAUGGAACUUGAUGACAGUUUAAAGGCUGUUGGUGAAAGCAAGACUUCUUUAGAACCUGUCAUUGUUUCAGUUGCUAAAAGCAACUCUAUGUCAAAGCAAAAUAAUGUUUGCCUAAGUAAUGAUUUGUUUGGUAAUGCCAAUGAUUUGUUUGGUAUAGGCAAUGCUCUUGUUGAUAAUUCCGAUGCAUUGACUAAUAAUGGUAUUGUUUCUGUUGGUAAUGCUUCUGGAAAUGGCAAUGCCACGGUUGGUAUACAACCAAAUGAUCGGUCAAAUACUCUGCCAAGUCUAUAUCCUUAUAAGUCAAUCCCCCAGAAGCCACCAGAUCAUACACAAUAUACAAUAAGCCCUGAACUGAAGAAUAUUUUGCAGUCAAAUUUGCGGUUCAAAUCUGAACAAACAAGAAGGGCCUUACAGGGUGAGAGGCAGGGUGAAGGUGGCGUUAAUGAGAGAUUUCACCCAUACAAACGGCAAAGUGACAAAUCUAAAAAAUUUCAAACAUCCCUUCCCAUACUUCCGGAGUUUGAAUAGUAUUUGGUGGCCCUUUUUGAGUUUAUUUGAUAGUGUAAGAUCCUAUGCACCAAUGAAUGAAUCUUUGUCAAACUUGGCAUUAAGCAUGUUUUGGUGUACCUUAUAUUUUUUAGGUUUUUUUUUUAAAUGGGCGACAAAAAUGAAAAAAGAAAAAAAGAAAGAUAAACUUUGUCCAUAUCUCCUCUUGAAUUUGUGGAAUGAUUUUCACCAAACUUGAUAUUAAUUUAAUAUUGUGGCAUGGUUAUUUCCUAAGUUUAUUAACAGACCUUAAUAAUUUCUAAAAUGACUUAAUAGCAGAUUAAACGAUAUCACUUUCAAAAAAGAAAAACUUUUGAAAUUUUAGAUUUAUCAUCAGCAAGGUUUGUUAAUUAUAUGAUUUGAUGUUCCCUAUUUUUCAAGAAUUAACUGUACACAUGAUUUGGUCAAGACCUUGUUAUAUAACCCGAAUUAGAUGCAAAAAGAAAGUUAUUUCUUGCAUGUAUUCUUAAUGUAUGCAGUAUAGAUAGUUCCAGAUUUUUACAAUAUUUACCUCCCUUGCCAAAAGUGGCAACCAUUUUUGGGGUCAAUAUUCAAGUUUUCUUGCAUAUAUUCUGAAUGUAUGAUGUAAAAUGAGCUAUUGCCAUCAUAUUUCUAUAGAAGACCAAUCAACUACAAAAAUUAGAUUGCCAUUAGAAAGGAUAGAUAAAUAUAUAAAAAGAGGAGAAAAAGCAUUAAUUUACACUAAAGACAAUACAGUUUACAAGAUAAUUAGGUAAAAGAAUCUAGAUAAAGAGGUAUAGAAUGAGUGUAGGUUGAAUACCGAAUUUAUUGAAGGAGUUAAAUAAAAAUAUAUUAUGCAAGCAUAAUAAUAUUUUAUUCAUGGAUCAACUACAAAAAUUAGAUUGCCAUUAGAAAGGAUAGAUAAAUAUAUAAAAAGAGGAGAAAAAGCAUUAAUUUACACUAAAGACAAUACAGUUUACAAGAUAAUUAGGUAAAAGAAUCUAGAUAAAGAGGUAUAGAAUGAGUGUAGGUUGAAUACCGAAUUUAUUGAAGGAGUUAAAUAAAAAUAUAUUAUGCAAGCAUAAUAAUAUUUUAUUCAUGGAGUUCAUUAAAUUUAGCAAUGAAGCUACGUGAAUAUAAUAUUCAAUUUAUUACAUAUCCGAAAUAAAUGCUGUUUACUGUCUUUUUCAUCUACAUGCCUGUUGUGUGAUGCUAACACUUAACAUAUCAUUAUACUAUGUUUGUAUAAUGCAAAUGAUGUCAUGUAAAUAUAUACACAGUUUUUACAUAGUCACACAAGUGGCACAGAUAUGUGAUAAAUGUAAUUUUGGAAGAAUUUUGUAAAGGGUUAUUAGAAACUACUAAAAUGGUUACCUUUCUGGAGCCUAAAGUGACUAGUCUAUGCUGCCAGUAUAGAGCCAGACUGACCUACAUACCUGUGUAGUCUGAACAGCUAAUAUAUAAUGUUGGUAGCUCAAUUUUUGUAUAUUCAUGAUGAUAAAAUCCCUAAAACUCUAGCUAGCAUCUUCAAUAGUUAGUUAUACUAAAAUAAAAAAAUCUGUGUAGUCAUUAGUUGAUAUGAUAGUAAAUAGAUAGUCUUAUUUUUGAAUAACUAUAUAUAUAUAUAUAUAUAGUCUUUGAUUUUUCCAAUUAAUUAGGCAUAUAAUUAUAAGUAUUGUGAUUUCCGCAUUUUAAGUUUGUUAAUAAAUAGCUCUAAAUAUAUCUAUAUUCUAAGUUAAAUUGAUUUAACGUUCAUUAUAUACAAUAAAAAAAUUUAACGUUUAAUGGCCUUUCAUUACGACAACAAUCAAAACAAAUAUAGUUCAUUAGGUUUUUCCUCAAUAUCUUAUACGAUCCCGGAUCCCGGCCAGUAAAUACAUACACUGAAUACCGGAAAGGAUAAAAUGACCGGAAAAAAGGAAAAAUAAAAAAUGCACAGAACCAGAUGUACACUUAUGUUAAUUAACCAAACGAAAACUUACUACAGAGAAAACAGGUGAAAUCGCUAAAUCAAAAGUCAGUGUAAAUAUGAUUUAUUGAAAAGAAUUCAUAAAGACAAACAUUUUAAUCAUCAUUAUAUCUUUGCGCUCAAAACAAUACUUGCUGAUUUUUAAAAAUGGCGUGAAAAUUGAAGGUUUUUUGACGCUAUGUAAGAUUAAAUUUGAUUGGCUAAAUAAUUUUGGAUCCUAGCCCUGAUAGAUAAAUUUUGUAGAAAGCUGGAAGCCAAGCUUCGAUUAAAUUUUUGGAUGGCUUCGGAGUUUUAGGUUGUUUCUCAGUAAAAUCCUAACGUAAUACCGGCUCGCCGUGGCGAGCCGGCAUGAUAACCCACUGUGUACUACAAAAUGAUAAAUAAAAAAAAACCGAAGAGACGGAAAUUGCAUUUGAAAAUGUUUGCAUUGCGAAAUCCUCCAGUUCGCUAUUCAUUGUACAUAUCGCGACAUUUCAUUUUUAGCAACCUCAUACCGAUUGGAAUGAUCGGCUUUUCUUAUGUCCGACUAACAGGCUCGAGAAGUUGCUGUCGCCCUUUCACAAAAUCUGAUUUCAUUCCAUAAAGGGGCGCCGCGCUUCGGCGCGGACGCCAAUUUAUUAUCACAGGAUGCUAAUAAACUGAUAUUAAUCAGCAACUUUUUAAUUGGUCAGAUGUCACUUGGGUCAUAAAAUGUUGUUAGAGUAUGUUAGCGCAACUUGUGACCCUCUCUGGUGCGAUAUUUGUGUAUUAUGCAAUUAUUUAAUUCGUAAAUGAUAUUGUUGACAAUAUAAAUACUAAUCUAGAUGGAUUAUUCACAUACGAAGAUUUAAUUUUAUUUUUAAUUUUAUACGCAGAUGAUCAGGUGUUAUUUGCAACAUCACCAGAAUCCUUACAAUCAAUGAUAAAUGAUAUUGAAAUAUAUUGUAAUACAUGGGGUCUAAAAAUAAAUACUUCAAAGACUAAGGUUAUGAUUUUUGAAAAAGGCAGUAGACAUACAAACUAUGAUUUUUACCUUUAUAAUACUCUACUAGAAAAUGUUACUUCUUUUAAAUAUUUAGGCGUACAUUUUUUCAAAAAUGCAAAUUGGAAUAGAACCCAAAAAUGUAUUGCAGAACAUGCAUCUAAAUCUUUACAUAAACUAUUUUCAAUUUUUGAUAAGUACGAUUUUUCUACGAGUGAAAAAAGUAAAUUGUUUGAUUCGCUAGUUGCUACUGUACUAAACUACUGUUCAGAAGUCUGGGGAAUGAAUGCAGGAACAGAUAUAGAACUUAUUCAUACAAAAUUCUGUCGAAAACUUUUAUAUGUUAAUAAAUCAACUAAUGCUACUGGUCUCUACGGAGAAUUAGGGAGAGUUCCUAUGAUUAUUUUUAGAAAGAUAAAUAUGAUAAGAUAUUGGAUCCAUUUACUGAAAUCAGACAACUCUUUGCAAAAACAAAUUUAUAUCAUGCUUAAGAAUGAUGCCAAUAAUAAUAUAACAUACAAUAAUUCAAAUUGGGCCUUUCAUAUAAAAACAAUGUUAAACAAUCUAGGACUUUCAAAUAAUGGAUAAAUCAAGAUAAUGGAAAUUUUACAUUUUUAGAAAUUAAACAAAGGAUAUUAGAUAAUUAUUAUCAAGCUUGGUAUGCAAACAUAAACAAUUCACAACGUUUACUUACUUACUGUAGGUUUAAACAAUCUUUUAACUUUGAAACAUAUUUAAAUUCAAUAAGUGAAAGGAAAUUUCGGAUUGCCUUAAGUAGAUUUAGAUUAUCUUCGCAUAAUUUAGAAAUAGAAAGAGGUAGAUAUCUUAAUAUAGAAAGAACUAAUAGAAUAUGUAAAUUUUGCAACCAAGAUAAUAUAAUUGAAGAUGAGUAUCAUUUUCUUCUUGUCUGCCCAAUAUAUCGAGAAAUAAAGAAAAAAUACUUCAAACCAUAUUUUUGUAGGUGGCCAACUCUUAAUAAAUUCGAUAGACUGAUGUCCACAGAUAAUGAAAGACAAUUGUUAAACUUAUCAAAAUAUAUAUUUUUUUCAAAUAAAUUAAGGAAUAGUUUAGAAAUUUGAUAAUUAUUAUAUUGGUAUCGAUUUAAAUUUACCUAUGUCAAACUAGUUUAUUUAUUGUGUAAGCUUCUCUAUGCAGAAAAUAUUUGAUUGCUAAUGAUUUCUCGUGUCAUUUGUCACCUUAUGUCAAAUGUAUAUUAUGGCUAAAAGCAUUUGUGUGUGUGUUGAGUUUAUUUACCCUCGCCACCGGUUAAAAACCAUAUGGGCGAGCAUAUGCUUCAUUUAUUAAAGGGAAAACACUUUAUUUAGUUAAUAUCUGCAUAUGUGACUAGUGAGUACAAUAUUUCCUGCCCCAACCAUGCAAAAUAAUUG